Molecule: messenger RNA, 868 nt
Organism: Charadrius vociferus (killdeer)
Lineage: Eukaryota; Metazoa; Chordata; Aves; Charadriiformes; Charadriidae
Gene: TM2D3
Product: TM2 domain containing 3
Exons: 5
Coding region: 19-681 (220 amino acids)
Source: RefSeq, a predicted model, not a curated record
CUUGUAGCGGGAUCUUUGAUGACCACAAAGCAUUCACAGCCGCAGUCUACGUUUGCAAAAAGUCUAACUUCAACAAGUACAAAUACUCCUUAUUUUAAAGCAGCAGAAAGUACAGAAAUUCCAUCUUACGUGACUAAAUGUCCGAGCAACGGGCUUUGCAGUAGAUUGCCACCAGACUGUAUGACGUGUAACACAAACUAUUCCUGUAUAUAUGGGAAACCGGCCACUUUUGAUUGCAAAGUCAAGCCACAUGUUCAUUGUCUUGAUCAGAAUAACCAGGAGCAGGAGAACUUUACAAUUAACAUGACGUGCCAGUUUUGCUGGCAGCUUGCAACAACUGAUUAUGUAUGUACCAAUUCUACAAACUGCAUGACAGUUUCUUGUCCGCGACAGCGAUACAAUGCCACUUGUACAGUACGGGACCAUAUUCAUUGUCUGGGUAAUCGUGUCUUUCCUAAGAUGCUCUAUUGCAACUGGACUGGAGGUUACAAGUGGUCUACUGCCUUGGCGCUGAGCAUCACCCUUGGUGGAUUUGGGGCCGAUCGUUUCUAUUUGGGCCAGUGGCGGGAAGGUCUGGGAAAACUCUUCAGCUUCGGUGGCCUUGGAAUAUGGACGCUGAUUGACGUGCUGCUGAUAGGUGUUGGCUAUGUGGGACCUGCAGAUGGGUCGCUCUAUAUUUAAAUGUGGGUGCCACGUGUUUCGGAGAGGAGCAAUUGCUUGGAAAGGGCUCUAAGUAAAAGAAGGUAGAGUUUGAGCCGUGAAGGUAGAAUGAAGAACAACCGUUCUUUCUUUGUGCAUAUAUUUUAAUGUACAGUAUCUGUACUUAGUUUGCCUUUAACUAAGGUAAAAUAAAAGAGUGGAUCACCGA